Molecule: messenger RNA, 1075 nt
Organism: Anoplophora glabripennis (Asian longhorned beetle)
Lineage: Eukaryota; Metazoa; Arthropoda; Insecta; Coleoptera; Cerambycidae
Exons: 2
Coding region: 84-503 (139 amino acids)
Source: RefSeq, a predicted model, not a curated record
UUUUAUUUAAAACUGUGUUCAGUAUUUGUUUUUUUGAACACUUGUUAUUUUAAGAAAAUAACGCGAGGAAAACUUCAGUAGUUAUGGAUAAAAAGAAGAAAAUGUCGAACUAUUAUUGUUCAGUUCAUGGUUGCUCUGCAUGGUCCAAGAAAAAUCAAGAAUUAAGUUUUCAUCUUUUUCCGCCAGCUGGUAGAAAUAAAAUUCACUGGACAACAAAAUCUGGAAAUCGAGAACUUAUAGAUGUACGGAAAGCAUGGAUAUUAAAUCUAAAAAUUGGAAAAUCCGUGUCAAAAUAUAUGUGCGUCUGCUCCCGUCAUUUUAAGGAACAUGAUUACUUCGAUUUUCAUCAAAGAAAAACAAGACGUUUGAAAAGGAAUGCAUUUCCAUCAGAAAACCUACCCAUUGUCAAGUCGCAGCUGACAUAUAUUUCAAAUAAUCAGCCAGGUAGCUUAGGAUUAUCUCGUUUAAAAAGAAUAGAAGAGAAAUUAAGAAGUCUACUAUAAUAGAAGUAUCAGAAGCCAAGUCAUUAGAAACCUGUGAACAAGACUACACUGAGGUUACACCUACUACAGAAGAAACAGAAGCAGCUGAAACAUUGUUAUCACUUCUCCAUUAUCAACCUGAAUAUAGCGGACCUAAACAUUUUUCCGAUUUUGCUGUUCAAGUGAACACUACUGAAAAAUUAACACUAUGAUUUAAUAACCACAGAUAGUGCUCUAAAUAGUUUUACGGGUAUAAACAGCUUUAUUACAUUAAAUUUAAUUAUAAAAGAGGUAACACAAAUAAUUAUUGAUAAAAGGCAACAUAAACUCUCGGUUAAAGAAAGGGUAAUUUUGACGUUUAUCAAAUUAAAGACAAAUUUAACCUAUGCUGUAUUAUCCACUUUUUUUUAAUAACACCUAAUUUAUGUAAAACUUACAUCAUUGAAAUGAUACCACUAUUGGCCUCAGUAUUAAGGCCACUAAUUCACUUUCCUUCAUCUGAGGAAAUACAAAGAAAUAUGCCAAAAUGUUUUAUGGAAUUUCAAGACGUAAGAAUAAUUUUAGACUGUACUGAAAUUUACAUUCAACAACCC